Molecule: messenger RNA, 399 nt
Organism: Pleurotus ostreatus (oyster mushroom)
Lineage: Eukaryota; Fungi; Basidiomycota; Agaricomycetes; Agaricales; Pleurotaceae
Exons: 3
Coding region: 1-399 (132 amino acids)
Biological process (GO): response to oxidative stress
Source: RefSeq, a predicted model, not a curated record
AUGGCCACUAUUCCUGCGCGGCUGGCCCAAGCGACUCGUCCGUCGACGAACGCCGUCGAAGCAAGGCAACGUGUAAUCCAACUCUACCGCGACUGGUACCGUUCGGCGCCAGAAAUCAUUGAAAUCUAUACAUUGAACGUCUCACCAGCACAUAUACGCCACACGAUACGCCAGAAGUUCGAGGCGAAUCGAUAUGUUACGGACCUUCGCGCUAUCGAUGUGCUCCUGCUGAAGAGCAGGCAGGAUUUCCAGGAAACUAUGAAUUGUUGGAAGCAGCCCGACCAUGUAGUGGGGAUUUUGUUGAAGCCGACCGAGCGGCCACAGAAGACGUUCAUGCAGAAGUUCUUAGAAGGACGGGACGAGGAUGCGAUCAUCCCAGCGGCUACGGGUGUUGUUUAG